Messenger RNA from Fimicolochytrium jonesii, 831 nucleotides. RefSeq lists its product as uncharacterized. The record is from RefSeq and is a predicted model, not a curated record. The transcript is spliced from 2 exons. NCBI's taxonomy places the organism in Eukaryota, Fungi, Chytridiomycota, Chytridiomycetes, Spizellomycetales, Powellomycetaceae. The annotation marks the transcript as partial.
CAUAGUCCAUACAUUGCGAGCUAUCACGGCCCAUGGCUCUCGCUCCCAUUAGAACUCCUGCAAUCGUUGUUUACACUCAACAGCGACGUCACCACCGCUCCGCCCCCGCCGCCAAUCGAUCCCAUCAUUUUCCGGCACUUGAUACAUAUCCGAACGUUAGUGGACGAGGCUUCAGAGACGGUCAUCAAAGCAGCUGGUGGGCAGUCGAUGCGAGGCUCCUCGGGUACAAAUCCACUAGGGAUACCCAUGAACUCGCGAGAUGGUGGUGGGUUUUCCUCGGCAAGGAUGUCGGCUAUCCGGCAGCAUCGAUUGAGAGAGAUCGCGGUGGCGAAAUUAGCUUCGGCGUAUCGGUGUGAUGAGAUUGCUACCAGCGUGUUGACGAUGCAGAGUGCUAGUGCACUUGAUGAUGUGGCCGUGAAGGUAUUGAAGCGGGACCCGCAUAACAUGGACGCGAUCUAUGUCCACCACUUCCACGAAAAGAUUCCCUCCCGGAUGCUAGCCACCUCCACCGAUUGCACCGCCAUCGACAAACUGAUCGCAGCAUACCCCACGAUCCCGGAAUUCUUCCGCACGCGAGCCAUGAUCCAUUCCUUCCGCGAAGAGUUUCCUUUAGCCCUCCGCGACUUCAAAACCGCCAUUGCUCUCGCCAAAAAACGCAAACGCAACGUCAACGGCGUCGAUUGCGAAGCCCUCGUGCACGGGGGGCAGGAAUCCAAGCAGGCCUUCCAUGUCGAAUCCGACCAGGAAGGCGUGUGUUCCGAAGCGCUCUUGUAUUUCCUCCGUGGCGCGUGUUUCCACCAGUACGCGAUCCAUCUGAUUGAUAAGGCGAUU